AUGGCGGCUUUGGCCUCCGCAACCGCCACAGUCUCCUCCGUCGCCUUAAGACUCCCACCAUCUUCUUCUUCUCGCGUCUCUCUCGCAUCGGUUAAACUCCCUUUCUCAAACAAUGUCAAUUCCCUCAAACUCAAUUGGUCCGGUAGCAUUUCCGCUCCAAUUCUUCACCAAAACCAUUCCACUCUUACUUCUCCUCCUCGUUCUCUCACAAUCGUAUCCGCUAAAGGCUACAAAUUGAAAACUCACAAGGCUUCCGCCAAGCGAUUUAGGGUUACCGGUGCCGGUAAAAUUGUGCGGAGGAGAGCAGGGAAGCAACAUUUGCUAUACAAGAAAAAUAAAAAGAGGAAAUUGCGUCUCUCCAAAAUGGUCCAGGUCAACAGAAGUGACUAUGACAAUGUAAUUGGAGCAUUGCCGUAUCUGAAAGUAAACAGACAAGCUACAUAA
Molecule: messenger RNA, 444 nt
Organism: Vicia faba (fava bean)
Lineage: Eukaryota; Viridiplantae; Streptophyta; Magnoliopsida; Fabales; Fabaceae
Source: the annotation of a GenBank genome assembly